GUAUAUAUUCGUCUGUGGCAUCAUGACACAGUGAUAUUGUGAAGAGUCGUGUAGUUGUCGGGUUAAUAAUAAAGUCGUCAAAUCACAUUUUUUAAAUAUAUCUUUUUUUGUUUAUAGUUGUUGCUUAGCAGGACAAGGUUUAUGCGUACAGACGACGUGUAAAUAUUUAUUUCACGGGGUUCCGUCAAAACACGAAGCCGGUGACUUUGUCCGUAUGUCGAUGUAUUCAGUAUGAAGCGUCCAGCGGUCGGAUUGUCCUCCAUCUGCGCCUUUUUUAUAGUUUAUACAUGGGUUUUAGUGUCGUUGGUUUCGGGAUUCCCUCUUAAAGAAGGGCCAGAUUCCCCCCAGCUGAGGUUUGUGGAUCAGAUCGAUCGCUUUAAGGUCGGAUUCAACUGGCACAAUGUGUCGUGUGCGGUGUGUAAAGCGAUCUUUAUCACUGUUGACAUAGCGCUACUGAGUAACACAAACACCGAGCGGGUGGCACAUGCCGUGGAAGAAGCUUGUGCCCGCCUGCAUCUGGCCGACCCGCACGUGUGCCGAGACAUCACCCAGCUCUUCCGAGAAGAUUUCAUCCGUGCUCUUCAGGAGUCUUUCCUCUGGCCCUCGGAGGCCUGCGCCCUACUGGUGGGACCCGCGUGUGGUCAUUUUGAUAUCUAUGCCCCUUGGAACGUCUCACUGUCACGGGUACCCAAACCCCCAGUGACCCCACCGACCCCUCCUAAACCGGGCUCUCCGCAAAGCAGGAUCCUCUUCCUCACUGAUAUCCACUGGGACGCUGUGUACGCCGAGGGCAGCGUUGCCAAUUGCAAUGAGCCCCUCUGCUGUCGAAAUGAAUCUGGAAGGGCCAGCUGGAAACACAACGGUGCUGGACACUGGGGUACCUACGGCAAAUGUGACGUCCCUUUGCGUACGGUUGAAAACCUUCUACAAAACGUAGCCAAAUCUGGCCCCUGGGAUUGGGUGUACUGGACGGGAGAUAUUCCAGCACACAAUGUCUGGUCUCAGACCAGAGCUCAACAGCUCAAUGAGCUCAUCACCAUCUCCAGACUCUUACGCAAAUACCUGGGGCCCAAUGUAAACGUGUAUCCUGCGGUGGGAAAUCAUGAGAGCACUCCGGUAAAUAGCUUUCCGCCUCCGUUUGUACAUGGGAACCGGUCUUCACACUGGCUAUAUGACACUAUGGCGGAGGAGUGGGCACCCUGGUUACCUGCGGGUGCCCUGAAGACUAUAAGGCAUGGAGGGUUCUACACAGCGGAAGUUCAGCCUGGUUUGAGAGUGGUGUCUUUGAAUAUGAACUUCUGUGCAAGAGAGAACUUCUGGCUGAUGGUGAACUCCACAGAUCCUGCCGACCAACUGCAGUGGCUCGUUCACAUACUGCAAGAGUCUGAGAACAAGGGUGAGAAGGUUCACAUUAUUGGACACAUUCCACCGGGACUCUGUCUUAGCAGCUGGAGCAGGAAUUACUAUCAUAUAGUCAACAGGUAUGAAAGCACCAUAAGUGGUCAGUUUUUCGGACACACGCACACUGAUGAGUUUCAGAUGUUCUAUGAUGAGGACACGCUGACACGUCCAUUGGGUGUGGCUUUUAUUGCACCAAGUGUCACCACCUAUGUCAACCUGAACCCAGGGUAUCGUGUUUAUUACACGGAUGGAAACUAUCCAAACAGCAGUCGGAUGGUGUUGGAUCAUGAGACCUUCAUUCUUAACCUGACACUUGCCAACAACCUCUCAAACGGACCAGCAUUACCCUCCAAACCUGACCCCAACCCGUCAUGGACUCUAUUGUACCGUGCUUCAGAGGCUUACGGUUUGUCCACCCUCUUCCCGUCAGACUUUGAAAACCUGAUCAAAGUGUUUCUGAACGAUGACCGGGUCUUCAAGCGCUUUUGGUAUCUUUAUCAUAAAGGCCAUGUGUCGGAACCCUGCAAGGACACUUGUAAGACUGCACACAUCUGCUUUCUACGUAGUGGACGAUAUGACCUUCUGACGCAGUGUGAUGUGCUACGUGGUGCUAAUGAAGAGAUUGUUCGCUCUGUUAGGAAGACUAUGUGUUGAGCUGAUGCAAGACUAGCGUGUAUGAAUCUGCUGGCAUCAAAACAGCACCAGAGUACAAGAUCAUUUUUUCCGAGCCGACAUCACAGAGACUUUUAGCACUUUUUUUGUUUGUUUGGUUUUCUGAAAGUUGUAGCAUUUGGCAUCACACUUGUUUGUCGUCAAAAUGUUUGUCGUUCCUGCACAAUGCUGUGAAGUAUUUGGUCAAGACAGUAAAAAUGUCAGAGAUGGUUCUCGUAAAUUGUACUUUUAAAGCCGCGACCCACCCAACGCAUUGAAACAACAAAUGUGUUGGUUGAAAAUGAAACGUACAUCACAACUGAAUCAUGUGGUGUGUUUGCACUUUAUGAAAAACCCCAACUGUUCAGACUUGGUUCUUUUUUUCUCAUAUCUGUGGUUUGAGUGCUUUCGUCAAUGUGGAGGGCAUUGUGGUUGAUUUGCUUUGUUUUUGUUUUCUGUAUUGGCCUAUGUACACUGGAGACUGUUUAAAACUGAUUGUGUUAGAUUAUGGUUUGUUGAUUUAACCUAACCAUUUUACUGGUAAAGUUGGCACAGAUAAAAUUCAGAACAAGAACUUUGUCAUGUGAUCUUUUGUGAAAUUUACUAUUAUGCUUGCAGAAAAUGAUUUUGUAGCUAUGCCAAUAUGUGGAGACCUGUUAUGAAAGAAAAAUAAUGGAUUAUCAGAUGCAGGGUUUUAUUUACUGACUAAAUAAAUAUUUUGCAGUCAUUUGUGCUUCUGUU
Molecule: messenger RNA, 2793 nt
Organism: Triplophysa rosa
Lineage: Eukaryota; Metazoa; Chordata; Actinopteri; Cypriniformes; Nemacheilidae
Gene: smpd1
Product: sphingomyelin phosphodiesterase 1
Exons: 6
Coding region: 232-2055 (607 amino acids)
Biological process (GO): ceramide biosynthetic process; sphingomyelin catabolic process
Cellular component (GO): lysosome
Molecular function (GO): acid sphingomyelin phosphodiesterase activity
Source: RefSeq, a predicted model, not a curated record